AUGAGUUACUACACUAGGAAAGAACCUACAGCGUCAGGCCAGAAUGCUUCGACCAAUUUAGACCAGGAUUUGCAUCUCUCCAGAGACGCAAAGUACAAGAAAUCUGAGGCCGAAGUGAAGGAGUGGAUCUUCAGUACGCUCAAUGUACCGCAGCAGAAGGUGCAAGAGUUUGAACAUCAUCAACAAGACCUUAUAGAUAUUCUAAAAGACGGAGAGUUCUUGUGUAAGCUUGGAGAUUUGGCUCUUCCUGGCGGUCCAACCAAAAAGUAUAAAAACCUGAGGAUGCCCUUUGUACAAAUGGAGAAUAUUCUGUUUUUCCUUCAAACCUGUGAACACUUGGAAGUACCACACGACGAGAUCUUCCAGACAAUUGACUUGUUCGAGAGGAGCGACCCAUAUCAGGUUAUUAUCACAUUAAUAUCUUUUUCAAGAAGGGCCAAUGAAAAGACCGCCAAGAUCCCCGUGAUGGGGCCUAAGGUGGUGAAGGUGAAACCCCAGGUACCCAAGAAACCUCUUAGCCUAAGAAAUUAG
Molecule: messenger RNA, 531 nt
Organism: Candidozyma haemuli
Lineage: Eukaryota; Fungi; Ascomycota; Pichiomycetes; Serinales; Metschnikowiaceae
Gene: SCP1
Product: Scp1p
Exons: 1
Coding region: 1-531 (176 amino acids)
Molecular function (GO): protein binding
Source: RefSeq, a predicted model, not a curated record